AUGGUCAGAGCCGACGCCGGGCCCUCAGAGCAACCGACCGAGGGCCAGCGACGCGAUGAGGUGGCCGUCGUGAUCUUGCGUAAGUUCGUUUUUCUCUAAUACAAUACUGGGGCAAAAUCAUGAAAUAUUCCUAAUCUCGGAAACCGGCCAAACUGAACAGACCACAACUGCGAAUUAAUAAUGAAAGACUUUAAGUGAAAUGAAAACAUGAAAGAAGUACUAAGUUGUUUAGGAAUAACGAUUUAUUUCCGAAAAGAGGAAAUGUCGGGAGCGCCAAAAAUCAUUGUAAAUGAGAAAUACUGUUUGUACAUACAAAUACUUGAGUAAAUAAAAGAGAAUAAAUAGAAAAAAAAACGUUUUAAAAUGGUACUUUAGUGCAGUCAACAAUUUAUAAUAGUACUUUAAUAGGGUUUACAUUUUAAUAUCCGUCAAGAAUUAGUGUGGCAUUAAGUACGGCAGUUAGUCAACAGCCUGCAGUUUUCAAAACGGUCUGACAAGAAUUUGUUAUAAUUUUACCGUUUUUUCAUUGAUGCAGUUUACUAAGGCAAGAAUGACUUUGCUCAAUUUCGUUGAUAAGGCCGUCACAGGAAUAACAGUUUUCACAAGGUCAAGACAGGUUGGCUGCUAAUUAGGGGAUUUGGUUGAAAUUAGCGGAUGAAAUCAUAUGCAUACCGUCUUUUUGCCUAAGAGAGCUUUGCUUCCGUAAAAUUGCAGUAUGCGUUUGGUGAUGGUGAGAUCUGUUGACCUUCAGAGUGUCGUUAAAUAUCAGUAAAUACUUUGGGGUUUCAGUGUUCUCAAUCGACUGCCCGGAAGGAUAGGUUUCGUACUAUGUGUUUAUCAAAACCUUCAAAGUUGGAAACGUUUUUGGCGGAUGAGAUUACUUGGAAACAUAUUAUGCACAAAAGUACACCCAAGUCUUAGGUGGCCCGAAAUAAUCGGCGACGAUCGGGAGAAGGACUCCAAACACACGCACGACCAGCCAAAGGUGCCUGUCUUACGGGAAAGGUGGUAAUAGGAGUUUUAUGGGCGGGCCCUAUGUAUGCAUAGAGAAUGGCAAAAUAAGUAUAGAUAAUUGGUAAAUUCGUUUUUCGGGCGGAAAAGGUUUAAGGCAUAUACAUAUAUAUAUAUAUAUAUAUAUAUAUAUACUGUCUAGAACGAUCGCUUCUCAACUCUCUGAGCUGAGGUCAUUGUAGAUAAUGCACCAGACAGUCUACAACAGACGACCCAACCUUGUACGAUGAAAUACCAAACCGAAAUAAUCGUGUCGGACUAAAAACCCACUUAAAUAAGUAUAGUAGGUAUUUUUUGUAUGCCACAGAGGCUUUGGGGCCCUUCACCCGAUCCUUACCAAAUAAUCAUCCAGACUCCCGUCAUCGCGUUUCAUGAGUUAGGCCACAUGUUGUACAGUUCAUUGGCUAGUUGACGGGGUCCUUCUGUUUACCUCCUCCAGCUUAGCAGACCUGUGGAUGCUGAUAGCGGUUUUGUCCACUGCGGUAAUGUGCUGUGGGGUUAAUUCCUGACUUUUAGUCUGAAUUUUUUUAAAUGAGAUGAUUUUUGCAUUUUAACAAUCGUUUAAUAAUACCCUACGGAGUCUUGGACUUUAACAAUAAUAUUUUACCGGACCGUUUUGCUAUAAAACUUUCCCCUUCCUGCCCGCCUCGCAAACAGCGCCACCGCCAACUGUCUUCAUCCCACGCAACGCCAGUGUGGAACCGGGGGGUAUGGCCCGACUCACCUGCAGUGUCUUCACACAUGCGAGCGAAGUGGCCAUCAACUGGUACCGUGGGCAUGAUGUGCGUUUCAAGGUCAAGGAUGGCCGUCGACACCAGAUUCGUACCUCGCCUGGGGAGCCAACUCCAGCCGGGCGAACCUUUACCAGCACACUAACUAUAGUGUGAGUUGCAAGUGAUUACGCUGGCCCUGGCAGCAAGGGCAUCGGCCAAGGCUCGUGUUUGGUUGAAUUUUUAGUGAUAUGCUGAUGUGUUUCGGUCACCUGGGCACCUUCACGCUCACUGUUGUUGCAGCUCCUAAUGCUUUUUUUUCAAUAACUUCCUCUCAGAUAUUACCCAGCGAACGCGCGAUGCCUUUAUGGAGGCUGCCUGGCUACUUAUGUUUUAUCAGUAGCCCUUUACUUAUAACCUUAGUAGGUGGAAGGCGAAACGCACCCAUCCUCCAGUUAACAAAAGUGGAAAGCUCUUGGUUGACUGUACAAACUACCACAUAAUCCCUUGUUUCCCGGACUACUAUUCGUGCUUGACUUUAGUCAUUUGAUCAGGCGGGACUAAACUUCGUCCCCUAUUCACACACCUCGCAUGUAUGAAAAACGAACCUUUCGCUCGCACGUUUUACUUCGUACCUCGUUCCACUAUAAAUGUGCUGGCCCGAUGAGAAUUUAUCAAAAGCACGCGUAUGCUCGCCAUCUGGUCUUCCGACUGUUAUUAUUUGCUUGAAUUUUCCAUUUUGUUCUCUCUUAAUUUGACGCUAUCUUACUGGCGGAACGUUUGGUUGUAGGUGUAAAAUCUAUUUUGUUUCGGAUUAGGUAUUUAUUCUAUUUUUCUCAAAAUCGGUCCCCUCUAGCAGAAAUUCGAAGAACCAAUGCUUUUAGAAGUGGAAAUUAUGGCUCGCAAUUGAAAAGAGUAUUUCAAGCGACGAUUUUAUCGGAUUAGAUAGGAUACCCGUUAGUCAGUUGAUCGAUCUAAAUUCUGUGUCCCUUGACUCUGUGAUCAAUAAUAUCUCCUUUUUUCAGGGAGGCCCAAGACGUCGACGUUGGCAAGUACAUUUGUGAGGCAGAACACAAGGGAGGCGUCAGUUCAGCCGAUGGUUUCGUCAUCAUCCAUGGUACGUUUAGCAACUGAAAGUCGACAGGAAUUAAGGCCUCAGGGAUACCUCCAUUUUAUCAUCGAUUAAAUUUUAAUAGCCACGCGUAGAGCACCGAAACUCUGGAAAGGUCUUGCUGACGUCCUAAUUAUGCAUGAAAAUGGAAAAUACUGCCCUAUGGACAAGUUAAGCACAUGCCAAAUAAAAUGACUCCGAAUACUGGGUGUAGGGUAUUUUUAAAUAAAUGAUCAUAAGGAAGCAUUUUCCGGAAUUCUUUUCGAGUUAAACUGGUCCGUGAAAAAGGCACGUUUUGAAAUAACUCUCAUCUUUUUGGAAAGUUUGCCCGCUUGACGCUUAGUUUUGAUAUUCUCCGGUGCCUGGCAAAAGCGGCCUAUAUAUUUGGUAAUAUUGAGAUAUUCACUAUGCCAAUUCGAGUAGUAUUAAAGUAAUUGGUAAGUUAAUUCGCCCGAAUGCAAAAGUGCACUGGCUCAUCUGAGAAGCAGCUCCAUGUGCGGAUUUCUAACGUGGACUCGAAAUGUCCAUUCACGUCGCGCAGUCAGGGUAGACUAGCGCAUUCGGCUUCGAAUAUUCCCUAUCCCCACCGGCAGAAUGUAGGUAUAUGGCUCGGUCGGUAGAGCAUUUCCCCCAAAGUUGCCCGAUGUCCAACUGACUCAGGUUCUAGCCCUAACGCCUGGUCUAGUGUUGGGUACCUCGGACGGAGAACAAGCCAGAUAUGACCAUUCCGAUGCUAGAUUUCAGAAAGGCAUGAUUUUCUGUUAAUUGAUUUGAGGAAUUAAACCCACGAUUAAUCAAUUCCUAAUCAUGUUCACAGCAAAACUUAGAAAGUUGUGCCUAGACGGUGGAUUGGUUUUUAUGUCAGGCCAUCACAUGUGGUCGAUGCGAAUUUCGCAACCCGGCGCAUGCAAUCCUUUCUGUUUUAAUAUAUAUUUAAUCAUCCCCUGUGAACUUUCUUUAACCCCCGAUAAAGAUAUCCGAAAAAUUUCUGAUACCAGAUCAUUACUGAUUGCCAGCCACCUUUAAAGAACCAGGUGAAUCAGUUGGUAGUAGCAAUGACCGUGGCAGUAGUAAUGGUUCUAGUUUUAAUAUUGUUACUGUUUGUAUGCUACUAGUAACAAGAACGAUAGGUGUGUUGUAUAAGUUGCAGCGAAAGAAGUUGUGAGGGUAGUAGAGACAACGGUAAUUGUAAUCGUAGUAUUUUAAGUAUUGUUAAUACUGGCGGCAUUGAUUAUAGAAAUAUUGUAUGUCUUGGAAAUUUACCGAGGCAAGGGUAGUGUUCUUGAUGAUCCUAUUAUCAGUAAUAGGGUUUUGGAUGAUAGAAAUAAAAUUACUAGUAACAACAUCAGUAGUUAAAGCAUUAUUAAUGGUAAUGGCGCUGAUAUUUGCAAUGGUAGUGCUAUUAGUACAGGUUGGAAUAUUAGUAUUGUUAUAGCGGUGCUAGUAUUCGUAAUGGUAUCAGUGCUGACAGUUAGAACGUCGAUUUCGCCGAUGUCCACCGUGUGCUCCACAGCAGAGCGAAAACUGAGACGGUGACUUGUGCGUGGGCUGACGGUAUCACUAGUACUAUUAGUGGGAAUAACAACAGCACCACUGGUAUCGGUAUUACUUAAGUACUUUUAGUAGUAGUAGUAGUAGUAGUAGCAGGCAAUGUUUGUUGGAAGAGAAAUUAGAUUUAAGUGAUCGUUUCCGUCUUGGCUGCAUACAUCAGUCCACAGUGCCAUGAACGCUUACAAUGUGCGCGUCCACCAAUUGCAUUUUUGCAAAGCAAAGUUCCUGAGAUUGUUAACCGAUGAACAGUUUUUUUUUUAUCAAAGUCCGGCAUGUCACAUGGGACAUGCAUAUGGGAUUCUGUUCUCUCCCUUUAAAUUUCACAACUUCGCCGUAAUGUUUUUUUCUGUUCGACAGCUCACCCAUCAGUUUGUUUCAGUGUUUAGUGAUUUUUGUCAUCUACCUAAUUUUUUUCAAACUCCCCGUCAACCUACGUGGUCAAGAAGAGGAUGAGCUGAGUAGGCAGGAACCCCUCUAUUCCGUUUCUAGGCAACGAACUUUAUUUAACUUCACCGAGCAGAUUCCGAGAACAUAAAUUGUAAGAAGUAGCAAAGCCAGGAACACAAUUAGACACGACAAGGGCCGUUCGCGAUUGACUCCUAAACAAGUCCAGUCCGAUUAGCUCCGCCUAGAUGUGUUUAGCAGUUUUUGACCACGUGCACAAUGAGGCCAAAAAGUACAUUUAAAAACUUGGUGUUUGAAUGUGAAGAUGUUUAUUCCUACCUGGCAGGAAUCAUAGCGACCACGCCCAUGCAGCGCACCAACUUAGUCCAGCCCUCUUGAGGGAGGAUUUUGACACGUCGUGGUCUGGAAUAACACAUUAAACAGAUUUUGCAUGCUUAGACCCUAAUGCCUCCGUCAUUAAAGAUUGCUUUGGAACUAUAAGAUAUCAUACUAGCAGCACGGAUACUAGCUAAAAGUCCAGACACGCGUGUUUCGCCGAUGUUCUGCCGCUGCAAGGCACAGCUGCCAGGGAUUCGGCUCGUCAGUGGGUACCCCAGCAUUCUCUGUGUGUUUUUUGGUAGACACUCCAGUGUAUAAAUUGUUGCUUUUUAAUUUUCUCAAACGUUAACUGCCAACUUGGAGUAGACCAGUUUAUACUAGGAUCUAUAGGCGCAGACCAAAAUUUCUAUGCGUGCAUAUUUGGGCCAAAUUCCAUCAGUCACAGCGGGUAACCGCGUAAUAUUCAUUAGCUGCCGACAGGCAGUUAAUACUAUACUUUAUGGUAAGGUGAUAUUAGAAUAACAGCACAGCUGCAGCUGUGCCAUGCAGCGGCAGAAUAUCGGCAAAACACUCGUUCAUGGGCUUUUAAAUAAUACCUGCGUUGCGUGUAUGGUAUAUUCUAAAGCUAAAAUAUACUACUAACUGCCUGUUGGCAGUUAAUGAAUAUUACGCGGUUACUCGCUGUGGCUGAUAGACUUCGGCCCAAAUAUUCAUGCAUAAAAAACUGGGGUUUGAGCCCAUAGAUCUUAAAUAUACUGAGCUACUUCGAGUUCGUAGUUCAUUUCUAAGGAAAUUAAAAAGCAGCAAUUUCUAAAUUGGCGUAUCUAUCAGAAAAGAGACGGGGAACGCUGGGGAACCCACUGACGACCUGAACCCCUCACAGCUGCGCCAUGCAACUGCAGAAUAUCGGCGAAACACGCGUGUAUGGGCUUUGGGCAACUACCUGCGCUAUUAGUAUGGUGUCGCCUUACCCUAAAGUAUACUUCAAGCAGCCUGUCGGCAGUUAAUGAAUAUUACGCGGUUACCGGCCGUGGCUGAUGGACUUCGGACCAAAUAUUCAUUUAUACAUAAAAUCGUCGGUCUGAGUCUAUAGUCCUUGAAUAAACUGAUCUACUCCAAGUUCGUAGAUAAUUUCUGAGGAAAUUAAGAAACAGCAGUAUAGAUUAUAUUCGAGGCUUUCUGUUCUUUUACUUUCAGUUCGCCCCACUGUCGUUGCGGAGAGCACUGAUGUCGAGUUCAAGGAGGGCGGACGCAUCGUCCUUUCAUGUCGCGCUGAAGGUCAUCCUCCACCAAAGAUUACUUGGAGUUUCAACGAUGUGCCUAUUCCUGAGACUAGCAGAGAGGCGCUUCAACCGGGCGUCGAAGCACCGAGAAUAACCAUUCUGGAUGAUUAUAUGGUAAGUGUGACUAGAAUUCUUGCAUUUCGUUGUGCGAACAAUUUGUUCCCUCACUGGUCUGCUGAGUGUUUCCACGGUCUCGUAGGAGCUAGGUUCACAUACCUUGAGCUCAUCCAAUUAAACAUACGAACUUUAGUUGCAAAGUCCUCAGGGAGUCAACUUAAAAACGCUCUUUGCUGUUAAUGCGGUCCCUCCGACCUUCAUUACAAUGUUCUGUCUACAAAAUAUAGAUCAAGCAAAAAAUCGUUGGCAUAUGCCAAAACGAUGCACCAAUCACUGUGUUGGUUUGGCGAGUAGGCACCUGAGGAUGAAGGUCAAAGUUGGUCCAAGUGACGACAUCUGGAUGACUAAUAAAACUGGAAGGCUGAGCUCUUCUUACAUCUGUUAACAUCAGUUUAGUGCAAAUGAUAGUUUUGAAAAUGAAAAAAAAACAAAAUUCGUACUAUCAGAUCUCCCUGCAGUAAAAUUGUUUCGUGCUUACUCCUCUGAAUGGAAUUAUACAAGCGAAAUGCUCUUUCAAAACAAUCAGCGCCAAUUAGCUUUGAUUCUGUACUUUGGACUGCUUAGUUCGUUCUUUAUGACGGCUUCCGAAAAUAUACAUUUUAGGAAGUGCAAUAGAAAUCAAAUGGUUCCAAUCCUACUCAUAAAUAUGAUAUAACUUUUCAUGAAAUAAACUGAUAUUUUGUGAUUUUGUUAUCUUUCGAAUGCCGUCUUUAUUUAAAGGAAUCGCGCUUAAUAAUUUCGCCGACUGAAGCCUCCGAUGCCGGUCGUUAUUCGUGCCACGCUGCCAAUUCUGCCGGUGAGGAGAAGGCAAUAAUGAACGCCAAAUUCGUGGCCAGACCCGAAAUCAUUCGACUCGAAUCCCAGCGUGAGCUGCCACAAGAAGGCGAGUCACAGACGUUGCGCUGCCUCGCAACAGGCCAACCCCAGCCCAUCAUCAAGUGGGAAUUCAACGGCAGUCCGGUUCGUUGACUUGUAUUCAUAGUGACUUUGCUACCUUCCAUAAAUAAGUAGGCAUUUUAGUUUCAUUUCAUUUCUGUGACUUUUAAACGUGAAUAUGCGGUAGUUUUAGUGCUGCUGCCCUGCCGAGCAGAAAUCACCGGCUCGGCUUCUUCCCUGUUUUCGUAAGGCCCCGAUUAUGAUGCUAAGUUGGCAGAUUAGUCGAAAUGUUAACUAUUUUGCAAUUAUUUUAGGUCGGCCAGAGCGCCAACAUUCGUGUUAAUGAGACGACAGGUGAACUUAUGAUCAUGCAGGUAAAGAGGGAUAUGUCUGGCAAGUGGACUUGUGUGGCUGAGAAUGUCGCUGGGACCACGCGUUCCUCAAUUUCGUUGGACGUUGGCUGUGAGUUUACUCUAGAAUAAGCUGUGCUCCUCUCUACUCGAAGGAUAAUUACCCGUUCUCACAUGCUCCGUCCCAUUCCAUCUCCGAUUCAUUGUAGACAAACCAAAAAUGGAUACAGGCUCGAUGCACGACAGGGUUCUGGCUGAAUAUGAGGCGGAUCUAAUCGUCCCUUGCUACGUUGAAGGCCAUCCCGUACCACAAAUAAAGUGGUAUAAACUGGUGGGAUCCACCCAGGUGCCCGUGAGCUAUGGUGAUCGAUACACUCUGGAAGCGGACAAUUCCCUACACAUUCGAAGUAAGCCUCGGAUAAUGUUUAAAAAAUGUUGUUUUGAAUACUUAAACCAUCUUCCCCAAGCAAAGCGUUAGUUGCAGAAGUAAUUCAGAUGAAACAUGAAAAUAGGAACUCUCCUCUUAAACUAAAAUUGACAAAUGCUCCCUAAUUUGAUUUCGGUAGCUUGAUACAUGCUAUCAAUAAUCUCUAACUUUCAUAUGCCAAAACAUUCAAAUUUAAGGGGUCUUGAUCGUUGCAUACUCACAAGAUUAAAAAUAUAUGUGUCUCUACAACUCCCCCCUGCCCCGCCCGACAUCAUUUCUUAAUCUGAUAUAAUUGAAUUUUGGCAAAUGAUUAUCCUUUUCUCUAAUUUAGAUGUCGACAUGGAGGAUGGUACAACAUUUAUUUGUGAGGCCUCAAAUACCUACGGCAGAGAUCAGCAUCACGUUACGGUGGAACUUGGCGGUAUAAGUAAGUGCUCUCCUCCACCAGGUUAAGGAUCCGUUGUCUGGUUCAGCAGAAAACUAGACCACGGGAGGCAAUCGCCAUUAAACAGCCCCAUUUAUUUUGCCGUGCUUUAGACACUUAAUAAUCAAAAACUGGGUAAAUUUUAAUGCCACCAACCGCAUUUCCAACGUAGAUGCACAUUUUUAGUAAGAUUGCAGCAAAUUCGAUAUUCUAGUAAAUACGUAUUCAGCACUACUGUUAAAAUGGCGAGUUACACACACGGUUUCAUUAAUGCUCAACUAAGAUGUUUAUCUUUACUUUUAGAUAGGCCCAAAAGAUUUCAUAUCUCACAAAGAGUUCUGUGAUUGUCCGGUUAUUUCAAUAUAUCUUUUUGUUUCCCGAGUUUCGUAGCGUUGUAGGUGUUAUAAGUAAGUUAUCAAAGUGGAAUUGUUUUGGGUCUACUACUGAAACGCUGAACUACUCAAGUGACCUUAAUAUAGUCGAGUCAAAAAGUUCAUUGGUAUUCUCUGCUGGGGUCCAAAAGUUACCGUUUCUAAUCCUUUUAAAAUAUUUUCAGCCGGCUUCGAAUCAUGGAAACCUUUGGUUCGUCUAUUCGGCUAGAUCGCAGUUGAUAGCCCGGACCCGUAUUACAGGUGACUGGGGGAUUUGUUUACGGGGGUUAUUUUGUGGGGCUCCAUAAUCACAUGUGACACAUUUGGCUUCCGUUGUACGUUUGAGGUUAGGAGUAGGGUACCGGUUAAUGGUUUCCGAUUUUCCGCUUACGGUUAUGCAUUAAGGCUUAGGUUUCCGGGUUAUGGUUAGGGUUUGAGCGUACGAAUAUGUUUCAGUAUUACGAUUAGGCUUCUCAGUUACGGCCAUGUCUAAGGACCACGGUUACGUUUACGACUUCGGCUAGGGUUAGGGUUAGCGGUUAACAGUAACGGUUGAGGUUAGGGUUAGGGUUGAAAUUAGGAUUAGGGUUAAGGUCGCCGUCCGCUUCCUAUUCCGGGCUACCAACUGCGAUCUAGCCGACUAUUUGAAUAACAUUGCUACGCCUCAUUCUACCGGUUUGUAUUCUAUGACAACUUCAUUGUUGACGUCCACUGAUUAAACCAUAAAAUUCAUUAGCCCUUGUCAGUGACCGGUCGAUAACCUUCAAAAUGGAAUUGGCUGGGAAAGUAACCCUAAGUCACUUCAUGUACCAUUGCUUUCUUGCUUCUGAAUGUGCAUCCUUUGAAGCAUCUGAGUGAACGGAACUUGGAAAUAAUGACUGCUCAACAAAGACAGUAAUUGUUCACGCUUCUGGUGCCUUUAAUAGCAAUCUCAUUUCUCAAAAAACAACGCGCAAUAAGCCCCCCUCUUAUGCGCGGUCUAUAGAUAAUUAAAUGACUUUUAAGCAGAGUAAAUUAAUGUGCAGAUCAUUUCUGUCAUAUGAAUAUUAACUCGCACUCCCGCAUUCCAGAUUAUAUACUACCCACUUUUCUUGUGAAAAAUUCAUGUAAGUUGCGAAUGUCUAGAAAGGAAAUUUCACUUCUCAAAAAUGUUCCAAUAAACAAAAUCAUUUAACAGAACGGGAUUUACGAGCAAGAUCAACACGCAGGUAUCUUAAAAAGUCUUGCAGUCGAAAAGUGAUUAGUUCUAGAAGGAGGUUAUUUCCUAUGAUCUGACCAUAAAAGACAACUCUUUGUUUUUUAUUUCUCUAGAAUAUGGUUAACUCCUCACAACUAUAAAAAAACAAACCGAGUAAAUGGGCAAUAAUUUAAUGGUGCUUUUUGUGAAUUUAACUGGCCCAGAUGCCCAAAAGGAUGCGCAGUCGUAAACAAUCAUAUAACUCUAUGUUUAUAUGAUUUCGCUACCCUCAUCGGCGAGUACUUUUCACUUGAAAACGUAUGAAACCUUUUUAAUCAACUUUUCUCAAGUUUCGACGUAUAUUUUCACCUACGACAGUUACACCUCGUCUCUCUCUCAUUAAAAAUACGGAGGGCUGACUUGUUCUCACAGAUAAAAUUCAGGGUCCUGUAAGCAGUGGGGGAUUCGAAUAGGCUGGGUAUGUACCGCGUUAGGCGUUAUGUCAAAAACUUGAUCUACAGUGGUCACCCAUGCCAUUCCUAAGCUCACCAAUUUCGUAUUUCCAUGGAGUCCAAAAAGGCCAAUUAAGGGUAAUGAAAUGAACAGACCUGUAAGGAUCGAGCCCUGGCUUACCAGUUCUGACGGGGCUGAAAACUGCACGGAGGCGAGUCGAGGCUCUCAAAACGAGUAAAAGACAAUGCCGGUAAAUGAUCAUGGAUGACCUCUACACUGAACAAUGCUCACUGGUAACAUAUUGAAGUCGGAAAGGUAAUAUUGCUAGCGUUGGCAUAGGUUGAACACUCAUCGACAACCACGAGGUCUGAAAGAAUGCUUAGGCAGCUGCUAGUAUAUGCCAACCGCUUUCUUUUCCAAUCAGUUCGCAAACUUUUAAUAAGAAAAAAGUACUACGUAUUUUCCAAAGUAGCAAGUAAUUGGAUGAAUUAAAAGCCGAGAAUUCAGUUCUAUCUUCAUGAUGCUUGACAGAGGCGCCGACCAUCUCCUUCACCGACCCACGCCAGGUUAUCCUCGAGGGCAGCGCCGAAAAGGUGCUAACCUGCUACGUUCUGGAUGCAAAGCCACCUGCCACGGUGAUCUGGCUGAAGGACAGUCAGGAACUCGAUCUCAGUUCGCCAAGAUACAGCGUUGUCGACAACAAUCUGAUCAUCAGAAAUGUCAGGGUGAGUCACCGUUCUGUUUUUUCUAUCUUUUUCCAGAAACGAAAACGUACUGUUAACCGUUGACUGUACAUUUUUGAACUUUCCGCUUCUCUUGAGUGGCUACUAACGGCGUAAUAAGUAUGACAUCUGACGGUUUAGCUAAGCAGAUUAAAAAUUUGAGUUUUUUAUCUUUGGAGAUUGUACUACCAUUGCGGUAAAUGUGGUAAUAACAAAGUAUUCAUAAAUGUGGGUGAAAUCAUUAAAAAGUCUUUAAAUUAUCAGAUUUACGGUUGAGAUAUUGUUAUGUUUCAGUUAUUAGAUUUCAGGAAGACGAAACUGCCUACAGAACGGGAAACGAGAAUGUAUUCUAACAUUUUUAGCGGAAUAUUAUUUGGUUCGACCAAAUUAUUUAAAAGUGGGUUUUGUCAGGUUGGUCUCGUGACUAUAAAUGUCACAAUGGAAAGCCAAUGUGUAACAGCAACCGCAUUAUCUAGAGGAGUAGCAGUAUUUUCCGUUUCUGACUAAAAUUAAGGAUUUCAAUCGACGGGAAAUGGUUCUUUGGAAUAAACAGCAUAAAACUAUGCCUAAUCUUAUCUGUUUACAUUACCACGAUCGUGUUAGUUUCUGUACUUUUCCUAAAUCAGUUCAGAAGGUCAUAAUAUGUUGAAUCUCGCCAACACCUGUUGGAUGAAAUUUGGACCAUGUCUUUCGCAUGCCCCGCGGAGUAAGUGUAGCGCCGUGGACCUGCACACAAAUUAGUUGAUUCUCUAGCGGACUUGUACUGCAUCUACUUCACUCUCUCCCUCCCCACCCACCUGACUCCGAUGUCGAGACAGUGUCAGGACAACCGGAGAUAGACAUGAGUGUCGGCUGAGGAUAGUUUUACGUACACAGGCCCGUUCCGUUUGAGCCGAAAUUCAUUCAGUGAUGGAGCUAUCUUGUAAGAACAUCCAAGCACUCGAGCUUAUGUUUUGUCCGUAAAACUAGAACCGGUGAGAUGUCUUUGGCCAACACUAGCCGUACCCAUGAGCCCUAACCACCCUCCGAAACGGCAGUCUGUUCACAGUUUUCGAUGGUAGGUUCUGGGUCUUGCGUUAUGCACUGGUACUCCUGACAUGUCCAUGCAAGCUAAUUUUGAUCUGAAAUAUGCGAUGGCAAUACACGGAUUGAUUGGUCGAUUUUUACAGUAGUUUUCUGCGUAGUCUUGAUGAUACUCUUGCAGUUCACGCAUAGAUGGCCGGCUGCAGCGCUCAGAGCCUUGGAUGUACAUUGGUACACUUUGGUAGGGGGCACUCACCGAUCGUUCUCACGAAACUCACUCGUUCCGUUGUGCCUUACGGGCUCUCUCUCGAGCCCAACCAGCAGCUGCACAGCGGCGCAUGACAUAUAGGCAGUAUGUUAUUACGGAACAAAAUAAGGGAGACUGGAAUGGUCAUUUCUGGCUUAUUAGCCGUCGUCAGCCAGUCAUACCCAACCCCAAAGUGUGGAACACUCGAGGCUCGAGUUCGUGACCUGUUAGUCAGAAGUUCACGCCUCUAACCAUUGUAUAUUCCCUAUCGAAACCGACAGGGCAACUGGCUCGUGGCCCAGUGGUUAGAGGCCUGGACUUCUAAGUAACAGGUCGCAAGUUCGAGUCCCAGGUGUUCCACACUUCGGGGUUGGGUGUGGCUGGCUGACGACGACUAAUAAGCCAGAAGUGGCCAUUCCAGAUUCCGGUAAUAAGAUAUUGGUUGACUUGUUUGCUCUUGUCAGCGUUGAGCGGUAUUCCUGUCGAUUUCACCUGGCUGGCGACAAUUCAUUUAGCUCAGACAAUUGACUUCCCACUUUCCCUGUCAAACAAGGCUACCUGUUGGCUGGCCUUGUGAGAGGGUUUCCUUUUUCCAUCCUUGUUCGCCAGCGCACGCAAAACAGUCGUUUCACUGAAACCGGGCUGUUUCAGUACGCUGAGGACACUCCGCAUUCUCAAUGACCAGAAAAACACGCUAAUCGAUAACGAGAUCCAUAUGAUGGAGUUUACUUGUGUCUUUUUUGCUAUUUCAAACCUUUAAAGAUGGAAGACGAGGGCGUUUAUACGUGUGUGGCAAGGAAUGUCGUCGGACGCUCGAAGAUCGACAUCGAGCUUGACGUUCAAAGUAAGAUUACGUGCUACCUUUUCCUUCACUUUCUGCCCUUUCCAUUGGGCCUGCUCGGUUUUCCUGAAAUUGCAUAUUUCGCCUCUUGUUUGAAGCUUUCAAACAAUCUCCUGCCUUAUUAAUUACUUUGAUGCAGCAUGUGGCCUUUGAUUGGAAACCUACCUUUUUCCUAUUUCUGUCCUACGAUAAGGAAAAGAUCGGUGAAUUACACUCUGAAAUUACUUUGUAUCCCUCCUGAUCUUCACCUGGACGUAACUUUAGACUUAAAUGUCCAGUGGCCUACUGGUGCCCCCGGGUUCAAACCCCGUGCAUAAUUCAUACCGGCACCACGUCAGUGCCGUGAAUUCACAGUCCAGGACUACAAAAACGUUUUCCGUAAACUAAUAUGUUACUGGCGAAAUGUUAGUACGAUAUGCAUUUAAUAUUUAUAUUGUGCGCACCGUUUUAAUGGGACCAUCAAGGGCAUUGCCUACUAACCUAAAAUAUACUAUGCUAUAUUAAAAUGAACAGAAUAAAUGUGCCCUGGCUGUUGACGUCAAACAAAUGCAGAGGAAAAAAUAGGCCAACGCGUAGAAUUAGUUUUCUUCACUGCCUACUGACGGAAAAUAUGUGAGGGCAUUUUUCACCUUCACAGCAUUUUCCUAUUUAUCAUAUAGUCUGUUAGUUUUUCAAGAGUUUUUAUCUACUUCAGAAGGAGAGAGGGGUGGUAAUAAGUUUUAUUUUAAAAUCCUAAUUCCCGAAUGUUCAACAAAAAGCGUACUUCGAUUAACAUGGCCAGAUUACGACAUAAAAAACAACCGGGGAAAAUAUAAGCAUAAACCGAUAUUACUACAGUGUUUGAUCUCAUUCUCUCGAUUCCAGCUGGCAGCAUGCCGGCAUUACCAGUGUGACAUAUACCUGAACAGAAUAAAUAUUGUGACAGAUGGGCGGUCACCGAUCUGGUUACGGUAGGGUCAUGUUCUGCUGUGCCUUUGGGCUCAUACGAGAACCCUCGCAGGCAGUCGCACAGCGACUAGUAGUAAAUGUAUAUCAGGUGGUACCGACAAAGACAAGGGAGACCGGGAUAGCCAUUUCUGGCUUAUUAGCCCUCAUCAGCCAGUCAUACACAACCCCGGGUGUGGAUCCCUUGAGGUUCGAACCCGCGAUCUUUGGUCAUGGAGUUUGACGCUCUACCACUGAGCCACGGGUCCGUUGUCCUGUCGAUUGUGAUCGGGAAUAUCAAUUAUGACAGUGGGCGCUCACCGAUCAGGUUACGGAGCAUGCUAAUUCCGUUGUGCCUUUGGGACUCAUGCUAGAACCCUCGCAGGCAGUCGCACAGCGAAUAUUAGUAGAUGUAAAUGAAAUAGUACCAAAGAUCCGGGUUGGGAUCUCAAGUGGUCCACACUCGGGGUUGUGUAUGGCCGGCUGAUGACGGCUAAUAAUCCAGAAAGGGCCAUUUCAGUCUCCCUUGUCCUUGUUGGUACUAUCCCAAAAUAAAUAUUAUCUAGCUGUUAACACCGAAAAAAUUAAAAGGAGCAAAUGAGCCAGUGCAUGAAAUUGUUUUUUUUCACCGUCUGAUGAAGGAAAAUAAGCGAGUAUAUUUUUCGCCUUCAGAGCGUUUUCCGGUGCCUAUAAAUAGCCAGAUUAAUAUUGGAAGACAGGGCAACCAUCAGAUACCGGAAAGAAGUGACCUCGUCCAUAAGAAUGUUAACAGAUCCGGCAAUGAGAGAUGGUCGCAGAGGAAAGUCGCAUUGGACUGACUUCUGGCUCUGACGAUUACGCGGAGGCUUUAUCCAAGCCUUUCUUAAGCAUUUGGAAAUCAAUUUUAUUUGUAACUGGGCGUCUGACGAUUAGACCUGCAGCCUACUUGUCAUAUAGAUAGACGUUAGGGGGUGUCAGAUCGUCGCUUUAAAGCAAAAAGACGUGACGAGACAAAAUGAAAACUUGAAACACUUCGCAGUUACAAGGAAAGAGAAUAGAUUUCCGAUUACUAGACUGGAAGCCUUGAUAUAAGAGAAAGCAUACUCUGAAAGUCAGAACAGCUGUACUCAGAUGUUUUCUUGGGGUGGAGGGGGCAUCGACCGUUACUGAAGACAACUUAGUAAUCAAGAAGUCUUCAUGCACAAAAGGAAGUACGGUUAAAAAUUGGUUAAUUUAUUAAAUACUCCGCUAGGCGAAAAACUAAAUGAGUCUUAUACUUUUAAAGCAAGACGGACAUCUUGCCUCUUUCGUAUGGUUUCCAAACCGACCGAAAUUACUUUGGCAUCGCUUCUAGUUUUGUAAUAACGAUAUACCUUGUCACUCGAAACAUGUCAAAUAAUUCCAGAAAUGUGGAUUUACUUUGGUAACUGACAUAAAAACCUUAGAAUAAAAACGUGCUCCAACGAAGAGUUUUUUUUCAAAUAACGCAUUUCAGAAAAACAACUUGCCUACAAUUUCUACCAUCCAUGCUUAUUAAUCUUCUUAAUAUUCUUUAGAUUUUCUCGAUGCAGUGAUAGUUUAUUAACCAGAACAGACGCGCCCGAGGUCAAAGGCUAUGUCAGAAACAGUCGGAAUAACUCGGAUAUUCUUCAUGAUUCUAUAGUUCUUAAACAGUAAGAUGGGUAGAGCACGAUAAAUUAAAAGGUGGACAUACAUUCCAGGUAGUUAGACGAGCAGUGACAUAAAUGACACCAACACGUGGUUGAUCGUUUGAAAGCAAAUGAUAGCGACGGGUACAUGCUGCUUACUAAUAAACAGUUAGUAGCAAAUAAAACAAAGAUCAACGUCAACACGCGGAAGGCCGCAACUCGUGAAAUUCAGUCACGUUUGGAACACUUAUUUGGCGAUGUCCGUUGGUUUUCUGAGCUCUGUGCAUGCACUUGUGUGAUCUUCCCCUUUCAGCACCACCGGCCUUCACGGACUCCACGCAGGAGGGCCUUGUUGAGAUAACCCGCGGGAAGGUACUAGAACUGCGCUGCAUGGUAGAGGGAGACCCCAAACCGAAGGUUGAAUGGCGCAAGGAUGGUCGUCCCUUGAACGUCAAGGCCGGUGGCAUGCAGGGUGGUGCCGGCAGUGGUUCUGGCAGUCUCGAUCCGUCCGUGGUCAUUUCAAACGACGGCCAGACUCUGACUGUGUACGCCGUCAGUGAGGAAACCAGCGGCAUCUUCACAUGCUCCGCCAUCAAUCCGCACGCUGUGGAAACCAAGGACUUCCAGGUCGUCGUGAAGAGUACGUUGUAAAUCUGCUAGUGUUUCUGAGGUGGUUGAACGUCAAGCACUUCUUUAUGACAUUUGAUUAACACAGUCCUAGGAACUGCCUGAUUUCUUAAUAUUCCGACCAACUGUGGAUGAGGUUGAUAAAAUCCCUGCUGCUCAUGUGUUUACGGACUGAAGAAUUGCUUGCAGACACGAGAUUAAUUGUCUUCCGACUUUGAGUGUUAGCCGACAGAUGGUUGCACGAGGACCAAUUCAUGGCAAAUUUAUCCAACCACAGUAUUUGUCCACAAAUUCACGUGGACAGUAUGGUGUUUAAGUCAUUCUGGCGUCCGUAUUGGAAGAGUAUCAGUAUCAGUUUAUCAAGGGAAAUAUAGGCAAGCGCCUUUGAACUGUCUAUUGGUUACAAGUCGUCGAAGAAAAACAUUAAUAAGUGGGAAGGUGAAAAAGGGAUUUUGUACAUACUCGCGGACAGCUGGCAGCUGGCCGAACAAGAGUACUCAUUAACGGUUACUUACUAAUUACAAGUAGUAUAAAUAUGUGUAAGUUGUGCCAGGUUAUGUGAGUGGAUGUGAGGAUGGUAAUAGGGAAGCUUGAUGCUCGUCAAGUCUACACUUGAAGAAAUUCACACAGGAGGAGAUUAUGACAUCGGUAGGCAGGGCAUACCACACUGCAACCACUCUCUUACCGAAAAAGAACUUUCGUCCAUUGAUUUCUGAUUUCCCUACGCGUAAUUUUAGGGGAUGCACAAUAAACGAUAUGUCUCUCUGUUGAAAUUCCCCUUCCGAGGCGCACCAUCAUUCAGAAGUCUUACAAGAAUGCGCAAUCAUGACGAUGACGGAGGUCAGAAAAAAGGAUCAUCAGACCAUUUACGGCCUUUUGGACUUGGUAGAUUUAACAACUCUUCCGCCAGGAUCUGAUCAGUCUUACCGGAAUCUCCUGCUUGACAGCUAAUCAUGAAACGAUGACAAUGCCGGCUGAUUAGAUAUUUCUGUAGUUAGGGGGUCAUGCAUCUCAUCCAGCUUUUAUCCUUCAUAGGAAGUCUUUCUGCCUCUUCUAAUGACCAUAAAACUGAUGGAGAUUUUUAUAUUCAUGUUUAACUUUUAUCCGCUUCAUUGUUUCCGCUACAAAGCACCGCCCUUCAUUCCGAAGGAUGGCCUGAGUGACAUAGAAAUCGCCCAGAACGAGGUUACAGUCCUCACCUGCCUGGUCAGCCAGGGCUUCCCCCAACCGGAGCUUCGUUGGUUCAAAAAUGGAAAACCUCUGGUCCCUGUCCCUGGUCGCAUUACCAUCCUGGGAGGUGGGAAUAGCCUUGUAAGUUACCCAAACAAUUCAGCUUUCCCAGAAUCAUGUCUGACCGUUAAAUAGCGAAGUUUUAAAAGCCUAGAGCUGUCAUCAUACUGAGCUCUGUUCCAUGCAGGAAAUUCGAGGCGAAAGCGAAGAAGAUACCGGGUCCUACGAGUGUCGUGCUGAAAAUGAGGCUGGAAGCGACUCAAGAUUCUACCAGGUCACAGUCCUGGGUAAGUUCUAUCCAGUUUAAAUUCACGAUCGCUAGGACGGUAGAUUUAUUGGCCUUAGCUUUCGAGCUUGAACUGGAGUUCAUCAUCGGGGACUGCUAGAGUGCAGCAACGUGUGAACAUUUAUAUCGUUGUGCUGUGAUGGGGGGAGGGAACUACGUCCGUGGUUAGGUCUGGUUCGUGCUGCCUGGUCCACAAUGGUCCCCCGGCGCGGUGACGCCGUUUGUACUUCGCGGCGAUUUGAGCUGCGCCACCUGGUUGCGUGGGCGGAGUGCGUGAUAACACGCAGGAAAAUCAAGGUGUCUAUUGAUAGAGUUGAUGUCCGACACCCAGCCUCCGACACUUCUCGCCCCGUCUUGUUGCCGGCUCGCGCCAGUAUCCGCGUGUUGGCGAAGUCCAACUCCUGGCCUUCCUCGAGCGUGUGAGUGGCGACUUGAGAUAGUGGGCCGCCUCUCCGAACAGCCCGUCUGUGCUCAAGUAUUCGUGAGCUGAGACGUCGUCCUGUUUGGCCUGAGUAGUGGCAAGGACAAUUGUGGCAUGGGAUAUAAAUGUUCACAGGUUGCUGCGCUCCAGCAGUCUCUGAUGAUGAAUUUCAGUUCGAGUUCGAAAAUUAAGGCCAAUAAAUCUCCCAGCCCAUCGAUCUUGUCUUCGUCUUCUUUUAAACAAGAACCUGGGAUGCUCAUAUUCUCUUCCAUUCGUGAGAACGUCCUAUCUGUACGCUUAUUAAUGCUUCUUAUUGAGACAUACGUCAUAAUUUAUAAACGAUUUUGAAUUCUGACUGUUAUACCAGCUGAAGUACACAAUAGUAGUAAAUAACAAAGUCCGCAUGUUUAAACAUCCGCAGUUCCUCCAACGUUCACAAGCACACACGCACAGCGGCGACUUCUGGUACGUCCUGGCGACAGAGUGGACAUCAGCUGCGGAAUGACCGGCUUCCCGGAGCCAACAAUUUCCUGGACGUGGAAUGGACGUCCGUUGGAGGGAAAACUGACCGAUCUUGGAAUAUCAACUCGUCUUUCCAGCGACAGAAUCACGUCAUAUCUCACUAUUAACAGCAUGCAAGAGGAUCUUCAAGGAAAGUAUGUGUGACACGAAUGCUUGUGCAAAAGAAAAAAUUCAGAAACAAUAGUUCUUUAUCUGGAAUUAAAAAGACCCCUAUGGGUUCUGCGAUCUCUAUAUGGGCUAUAACAGUUUUUAACAGUUUAGCAUGUAUAGGUGUGUACAUUUAUAACACCGGUCUUCUAUGUACAAGUGGAGAGUUAGUUUAUGAUACUGCCAACGUGAUUAUGGAAAUCCUGGCCCGAGGUUUGUCGACUUCCUAUGGUUGCAGGGCGCAGCCGCGAAAGUCUUGGCCCAUAAAUGCGUGUCUCAGAGUUCUCCAGAUGACUUUCGGUGGUGUUAAGCGUUUUGCUCUAUUCUACUAAAAAUACCCACAGACGAAUACACAACCUUGAGUAAAAAUCUUCCGCAGGCCUUCUCUUGGUGUCUCAUCUGUCCCGUCUCAUUUGACUGGCGUCAAUGACCUGGGGAUGCUAAUUUUGUCCUUCGGUGACCCCGGCGUGAUGAUGGUAUGGAAUAUGCACGGGCAUAUCCGCCAACGAACAGAAUUACUAUCCCCAACUACUCAAGCGAGUUUUAUUCAUAUUUGAGUUCGUGUAAUUGUUAAAAAUGCGUUCUGCACAUUAGAACAGAAAUACUUAUUCUCAUGACAUGUGGCCUAAAAUGCACCAGGGUUGAUUUAAGCACAUGCUUCGAAAAUGGGCUAAAUGUUCGAUUUUCAAACUUCAUGAUCGCCGUAGAUUAUCAUGUAUCCAGAUAAUUCUUCUUUUUAAAUCAUUCUUGGAAACCAAGUCUUGUAUUGUCCAUUCCAUCUAGCUACACGUGCGUCGGGCAGAAUCGAGGUGGUCGGACAACUUCUGACUACGAAGUAAUCCUCCUUCGUAAGUCCCUUUAUCUAUCUCUGGUUUCUUACUCUUGCUUGUCAUGUUUAUGGCGAAAUCACGUAAACACGAGGUUUGUUAAAAAUCACAACGACUGUUGAAAUGGCUACUUUUAUGUGUUGGUCAGGAAAACCUGGGGUUUUAAUUUGACCAUUGAGGUAAACGUAAUCGACUUUUCAUUACACAUUCUUCUGAUCGCAACUGACCAAUUCGGGACCACUGAAUCUGUGAUGGGCAUUGAAAGUCACAAAUCCAUUGACUCACGUUCCCACCCAGAAUCGUUGACUGUUCACAUGCUGACGGCUGCUCUUUAACGCAAAAGAGCCGGUUUUUUCAGUUAAAACGGAAGAACCCUCAGCCCAGAUGGGUAGAACGCGCAUGGAAGACCGUCUUCCCCGCAUAGACCUCGGGAUGCCGGCUUUCGAACGAACUUCUUUUCGGCCGCAUGAAAAACCACACUCUGAAAAAGAGACUACUUAAAUAGCGUGAAUGUUUCUCACUGGUUCUCGAUGCCCUUAAAAAUUAAACUGUAUUUCAUGAAAAAACAUGCGAAAAAGUAUUCAUUCUUCUACUCAGUUGGUAGAAAAUUACGUCUUCUUCCAAUUGUAUACUCGAAGGAAGGGUAUAGUUGGGUUUUCAAAAAGUUUGUAAUUGUGAGGUUCUUUAACACUCUGAAAUGCCCGUUCAUAAAACAUCGUGUUUCCGCAUUUAAUAAUGUGGCUUGUAAAGUUUACAAUAUGGCUUGUGGUUUUGAAACCCUGAAUGCAUGUGUAACGGCAGGUAGAGUUCAAAAUUAUUCGGGAACUGGAAACUUUUUUAAAACCAUUAAGGUGACCGUAAUUGACUUUUCAUUACACAUUCUUCUGAUCGUAACUGACCAAUUCGGGACCACUGAAUCUGUGAUGGGCAUUGAAAGUCACAAAUCCAUUGACCCACGUUCCCACCCAGAAUCGUUGACUGUUCGCGUGCCGACGGCUACUCUUUAACGCAAAAGAGCCGAUUCGUUCAUUCUUCCACACAUUCCCUAUCGAUAACUGCAUCUUCUGAGACUGAGUCCAAUUCAAACGGAAGAAUUCUCAGCCCAGAUAGGUAGAACGCGCAUGGAAGACCGUCUUCCCCGCAUAGACCGAAGGCAGUAUGCGUCGAGUUGAUCAACUGACUUUUGCGUGGUGUCAGUCGAUGUGCUCUAUUCAUGAAUGCAUCAUCACACGGUUUCCUUCGUUCGUCUAGUGUAAACUUAACUAGGCGUUUAAACGUCACUUUACAAGAUUUAAACAACAUACAGUAGGUGUGUUAACUCAUGAAAUGUUGACCGAAAUUCUGAAAUUCGUUCUCUUUUCGAAAAGGUUACUUAAGUAGGGUUAUAAAAUUAAUCAUCAUGCAGCAUAAUUCUAUAAUGCUUCCAUUACCUUGGGAUGCCGGCUUUCGAACGAACUUCUUUUCGGCUGCAUGCAAAAACCACGCUCUAUAAAAAUGACUACUUAUAUAGCAUAAACUUUUCUCAUUGAUUCUCGAUGCCCUUAGAAAUUUAGUUAUAGUUCAUGGAAAUCAUGCAUAAAAAUAUUCAUUCUUUUACUCAUUUGGUAGAAAAUUACGUAUUCUUCCAAUUUUAUACUCGAAGGAAGGGUAUAGUUGGGUUUUCGGAAAGAUUCUAACUGUGAGGUUUUUCAAUACCGUGAAAUGCCUGUUCAUAAAACAUCGCGUCCCGCAUUUACUAAUGUGGCUUGUAAAGUUUACAAUAUGGCUCAAAUUCACUGCUAAAUUUUAUGAAUCCCAUAUGGUCUCCUCUUAAUACCGUAGAGGACUACGCGGAAAAUAUAGACUUGUAGUUUGGAUACUCUGAAUGCAAGUGUAACGGCAGGUAGAGCUCAAAAUUAUUCGGGAAUUGGAAACUUUUUUAAAACCACAUUAUACCCUUCCUUCGAGCAUAAAAUUGGAAUAAGACGUAAUUUUCUACCAAAUUAGUAAAAUAAUGAACACUUUUAUGCAUGUUUUCCAUGAAAUAUAAUUAGACUUCUACAGGCAUCGAAAAUCAAUGAGAAAAAUGCAUGCUACCUAAGUAGUCAUUUCUUACAGAGUGUAGUUUUUGCAUGCGGCCGAAAAGAAGUGCGUUCGAAAGCCGGCAUCCCGGAACAACUGAAUUUUUAUAAAAUUAUACUGCAUGAUGAUUAGUUUUACAACCCCACUUAAGUAACCUUUUCGAGAUGAAAACGCAUUUAAUAAUUUCGUUUGACAUUUCACGAGUUAACACAGCCAAUGUAACUGACAGCUGGACACUUAGUUUUUUCAUCAUAGAGGAGCUAAUUUACUUCAGCCCCCUUCGUCUGAGUUUUCUAUGCGUCUUAUUUAUUCUCCUUAUUAGGCGAGCCCAAGAUUGUCGACUUCAGCGAGCGCGCAGUUGUUUUCCUCAACAACACAAUCACACUGACUUGUGAGGUGGAAGGCAACCCCAAACCGAAAAUCACCUGGCUGUUCAUGAGACAGAAGCUCUCGCCCAAUCAAACACCAGGCUACAGGUAAUGCUACAAAUAGCCAAUGGCGUGGCCGCGUCUGAUUAUUCCUUACGCCUUAAUAGCUAAAGUCGGAUGAUAGGAUGUGAGAUGUUGUGCAGUGAGUGGCUGCAAAAUGAUCCCUAGAGGUUAUGAAAAUCAGAAUGCAGUAGAAUGGCAAACUCAAAAGCGACUGUGGGAUUUUACAACAUUUUCGAAUAAAAUGAGGCCAAAAUGUCUGUUUAAAAGCCGUGUAGAUGAAUCAGACUGCGUGGGAGGGGGAGAAGUAAAGGUUGCGCCAACAGUGUGACUGUUUGCAUACAACUGAACACAGACCGUCCUUGCAGUAGUAACCCUUCAGCUGCUGGUUCUGACACUUGCUGGUCCGACAGCCGACAAACCUCACCGGUGUCUGGAAUUUGGAGUUUGUGCGCACCCUGUUUGAUGCCUUCUUCCGGUGGCUCCUCAAGGUCAUCGCGGCUUUUACAGAACCGCGAUUGUAAUCACAGUAGUCGUCCUUGCAGAUAAACUGACAGUCUCCCUUGAUGCAGUCAAAUCCAAAGUAUCCAGAGUACGUACAUUGCGGUUCGUCACAGUUGGUGAAAAGGAUCCGUCUGUCAUGCGACCGAUGUCCAUGGUGAGUUGUUUUACCGAUCUUGGCGUCGUAGUAACAGUCCUUGUCCUUGCAAACAUACUCACAAGUACCGUCCAGGCAGCCAAAACCGUAGGCCCCAUUAGACCGACACUGGCGCCCGUAGCAGCCGGGAAACCGGUUCUCCACCUUGGCAGUCGUCUUUGAAACCCUGCUGGAGACCGUCGCAUGGUUGGUGUCGGUGGGCGCAAUAGAAACGAACUCGCGAUCUCCAAAAGUGCAAGAGCUCCCUAGGCAGACGUAUUCGCAGCGCCCCUGACUGCAACCAAAGCCGCGGAACCUCCCAGACCAGCAUUCAACCUCAUCGCAUCCACUGAAAUCAUACUGACCCUCAAAGGGCCUUUCAGCGUCGGGGUAAAAGUAGUCACCGUAGCCAAAGGCCGGCGAAGCAGUCGCUAGAAGAAUCCAAAACCAGCAGUACAUCAUCCGGGCGCGCCACUUUCGAAUGCGGCUAUAUAGUGCUGACGCUCUGAUGUCAACUAUAUAAGCACGUGCACCACGACGAUGGAGAUGAGAUGGACGAAGGUCAACACAGUGCAAUCCAAUAAAUCAUUAUUGUGGGAACUGAGAUUAUUGAUUAGAACAAAAGGCGACGCCUAGCAGUUGAGAAAGGUUUUAGUGAGUUGUAUAAACGGCAAAUUACAGCCUUUUAUGAAUUUACGCUUAAAGGUCUUAUCCGAUGCUCCUGAAAACUGAAAUAAUCGAUGGAAGCGGUGCAUUUUGGUACGGUCAUCAAUGGUCAGAUUAGGCGACGGACUAUGAGGUCUAUCGACCUCCCGGUCUACACUGGUCUCAACGUCUUGUUCGAUCAAAGUUUAUUCUUUUUACCGGAGUAUCGUCGUUUAAGCGACAAAAUCAGCGCUUCUUUGCAUCGGAUAAGCUAUACAAACAGUUCUCAGAUUUCCUUAGAGAAUUCUGUUACGUUAAGAUUGCCAGUUUUUGAUUUCCUCAGAAAUUAAUCGUUAACUUGAGGCAAAUCAGCCUCUUUGGGAUUUGUACGCUCAGAUAUGAAUAUUUGGGCCGACUUCCAUCAGCCACUGGUCUUGGCGUCCCGUUUGACCAAAUUUUACUUUUACCAAAAUAACCCCACUUGAGAGACAAAGUCAGCAUUUCUUUGCAUCAGAUGAGCUAUACAAACAGUUCUCAAAUUUCGUCUUUAAGGAAUUCUGUUGUCAGAAGACGAGGUGGCGAGCAUACGUAGCUUUCGAUAAAUUCUCAUCGGGCCAGUACAGUUAUAUAGAAACGGGGUAGAAGUCAAACAUGCCAGCGAUAAGAGAAAUCGAUAAAAGCUCUCGUUAAAACACAGGCAGGGUGUGGGACUGUGGGAGGGGGGGUAGGGCGGGGGGGGUAGCAGUAGUCAUUGUCAGGGCCGGGGUGAGAGCGGAAGUGCGCGGGGGGAGUUGCACCGUUAGUCAACCCUCGAACACCGUAGGCGCGGAGCCUGAACGUGGUUCUUCUGUGCGCAUAGGGUCGGUUUUCGUAACCUAAUGGCGACCGCUUCCGCUGUCGCUAACAGGCGCUGGCCUAGUAGCUUAGGGUAGCUCGAUUGGACUUUAUAAAUCACGCGAAAAGCUUCGUUGGGGUCCGGAAUCGACCACAUGCGCGAGAAUGGCGCUGCUUAUACUCCUCGUUUCGCCUUUUCCCAGCCAUGCCUGGAGUUGUUCGCGUAUUCUCUUGGAUAAGCGCCGACUCGUGCGACCAAUAUAACCUGCUCCACAAGAGCAAGUGAAGGAAUAUAUGCACACUGAGGUGGUCUGCGGUGGCAACUUAUCCUUACCUUCUCCGCGUAAAAUAGGGUUUGUAGAGAAUGAUAUUUGAACCCUUGCUGUUGGGAAGGUUCGCGAGACAGCUUGAUCAAGGCGUCUCCUUAGGAGUUCACUCGCGGCGUCCCCUUGGAAAGAGACCUUGAGGAACAAGGUCUUCUUUUCGGCGUGUAAUAUUCAUAAAUUACCAACAAGCAGCCAGUACUAUAUGCUUUCGCCAAAAUAUAUGCCAUACUUUAUAGCGUUUAGGGCAGGGGUCGUUUAUACUGUCCUGGUCCCAAGUGUUAACGCAAUGCGGACAUUGUAAGAAAAAAUAAACCGAAGGAGGAUGCUGAAAUCCUUUGUGGGAAAAUAGUCAAAGCUAAAACAGAAAUAGGCAACCUGAUGUUUCGGUUUAGAGGUAAAGUUUGGGUUAGUGUCAGGCUGAGAAUUGACUUUAGGGUUAGGGUUUGUGUUGAGUUUAAGGAUUCCGGUUAGAGUUAGGGUUUGGAUCGCGGUUUAGGUUUACGUUUAGUGCUAAGGUUUGGGUUUGGGUUAGUGUUCGGGUUAGGGUAGGGUUACGGUCAAGAUUAGGGUUAUUGUUCAGGUUAGGAUUUGGGUUUUGAUUACGGUUGAGUUUAGGGUUGGGAUUUAGGUCAGGGUUAAGGUUUGGUCUAGGGUUAGGUUUUGUGUUGACUUUAGAGUUAGCGCUAGUUUAUAAUUACGUUCAUCAGUAAGGUUUACUUUUGAGGUUACGGUUAGGUUUACCGUUAGGUUUGGGGUAUUGCUUCUCCGCGUUUUCUGUCAGGCAGAACUUUUGCGGGGAUUCUAGGCCUUUUUUAAUCUUGGGAUCCGUUGUGACCCCCUCUCCUUCAUUUUCUUCGUGUACAAAAUAUUGGUCAGUGUUGUGGUGGUACGCCUAGGUACGGGUUUUACCGUGCAAGCCACCUGCGCCUUUUCCCGCCUCCGGUUUUCUCGAUUCUGUUUUGACACCGGACCCAGGUAGCUGCGGAGGAGGAGUGGGUGCGGUAGAUGCUGUGCAAGUCUACUCCGAUUGCAAACUAACUCACUCGCAAGUCAUCGUCCUCACUCACACUCCGCUGUGAGGUACACGGUGGACGUCAGUUAAACUGUCAUUAGGAAGAAAAUGGUAUGAUCUCGUUCUGCAAGACUCGUGUGAGUUAGGAUAGAAAUUACACCUCACUCCCCGGUACAUGCUUAGGAUAUUUCUGCAGGUGGUAACGCUUUUCCAUGGCGCUGAAUAUCCACAUGAUAAAUUGUUGGUUUCACCAUAAAGGGGAGUUCAACUCGCGGGUUUUCCAUUUUUUUGCUUUUAGUAACGGAAUUUCGUGCUUCUAUCUCGUUAGGAAACAGCUGUAGAUCGCAAACAGACUUUUAAUGAAUGAAAACUACUCUAAAAAUUAUUGUUUUAUUCGAUUUUUAAUAUACUUGAUAAGGCUUUUCCGAUGUUAUUAAACAGAUGCGCUGACAGAGCCACGUAUGGAUGUUUGCGCUUCCUCAAUUUUCGAAAUUUUAAAUUCGCUGCACUUUUCCUAGACUAGGGUCUACUUCACGACUGCGUACAUUUAUCGUUGUCAGAACCACCUUCCACGAAGCGCGAAAAUUUUCAGAAGUUCAAGUUCAGACGUCAGACUGUCCGGAGGGACUGAUCUGACAAGCGAGGAAGGAACUUCCUCUCUCUGACAAAAAAGAUGUCAUUUUGUUUGACAUUCCUAAUUCCGGUUGCGGACCGUCUUCAAAAGUGAAGCUUUUUGCCUAGUUUAUGGUCCACGUUUACCAAUGAUCAGACCUGCGACACCUUAGACAUACAGUGAUUGACCGAUCUCAUGAAAUUUUGGCCAAAAUUCUGAAAUGCGUUUUCAAUCAGGAAGGAUUACUUAAGAGCGGUUGUAAUAUUUAUUAUCUUGCGGCAUAAUCCUAUAAUAUUUCGGACUCGGCAGGAUGUCAGCUUUUGAGUACACUGCUUUUAAAUCUCCUGUAGAAACCGUACUUGGUAAAAAACGAAUACUUAAGUAGCAUGCACUCUUUCUCAUCAGUUUUCGAUGGUUUCAUAAAUUUAAAUACCUUUUACAGAAAACACGAACAAAAACAUGCUUUCUUUCAGUCGCUUGAUAAAGAGUCACGCCGUCUUUCUAUUUUAUACUCGAAGAAGGAAUAUAAUUAGGUUACAAAAAGUUCUCUAGUUGCCGAAUAAUUUGGAGCCCGAUCAGCCCUUGCAUUAACGCCUAGCGAUUUCAGCCUGCCAGCUGCAUGUGUUCCGCGUAAGGAGAAUCAUAUAUUUCUCUAUGCCUUUAAGAAGAUGCCAUAUAGAGUCUAUAAAAUUUUGCAAUGGAUGCGGACUCUGUUGUACGUUUCAUGAGGAACAGUGGUAAACGGACAGGUAGAAUGCUGUAUGAAUAAACAUUGCACGGUUUUAAAAAAAUCGCAUAAGUUGAAACUUUUUGAAAACCUGAUUAUACUCUUCGAGUAUAAAAUAUGAAUUUGGCGUGAUUUUCUAUCAAACGAGUGGAAGAAAGAAUAUAUUUGCUCAUUUUUUAUAAAAUAAAUUUAAAUUUAUAUGACUAGCGAAAAUCAGUGUAAAAAACGCAUGCUACUUAAGUAGCCAUAUUUCGCUAAGCACGGUUUCUUUGGGAGACUGAGAAAGAAUUAAUUUAAAAGCUGACAUCCUGCUGAGUCCGAAGUAUUAUAGGCUUAUGCGGCAAGAUAAUCAAUAUUACAACCCCACCUAAGUAAUCCAUCCUAAUCGGAAACGCAUUUCGGAAUUUAGGCCAACAUUUCAUGAGAUCGCUCACUCACUGUAAGUCAGUACUUCCAAUGUCACCUCCUGCAUAGCUGGUUACAAUCGUGAACACUGAUCGCUGCGCACAGAGUUUCCUUUAUACGGUUCCUGGUUUACGCCUUAUAGGUUGAUCGGCGACUGUCUCUGAUGAUGGAUUCGAGUGAGAGUCCGAAACGUUAGGCUAAUAAAUUUUCUGUUCCAGUGAUCACAUCUUCGUCUAUUGAACUGCUACCCGAAACUCGCCUGUUCGCUUCUAUCAGGAAAAAGAUGUCUUUUUGUUUGACAUUCCGAAUUACGAUUCCAGACCGUCUUUACAAGUGAAAAUUGUUGCCUAGAGUUUUUGGUCCACUUUUGCCCAUGAUCAGACCUGGGACACGUUAAACAUAAAUCAGUACUUCCAAGGUCACCUCCUGCACAGCUGGUGAACACCGAUCGCUGCGCACAGAGUUUGCUUCAUACAGUUUCUGCCUUCUAGGUUGGUCGGCGACGGAAACCUUAUGAUCAUGGCUGCUCAGCACCAUCACGGCGGAGAGUACACGUGUCUGGCGGAGAACGAGGCUGGCAGAGAUGCCAGGACCGCAACAAUCACCGUAUUCGGUAAGAAGUGCCCUAGAUGCGCUUGUCCGAGGGCUUCCGUAGUACGCCCUGCAGAUUGCUCGCCAACGUCUAACUGCCUCUUUGCGUACACUGUCUAGAACCCAGCGGUGAAAGACCCGUGGCGCAGAACAUCACCUCCAUCACGCUGGGCGGCAACAUUACCUUCACCUGCAAGCUGACAUCGAAUCCCCCGCCAAGGAUAAAGUGGUACAAGGAUGGGCAGGAACUGUUCAGCGCGAUGCCUCAGGGUAAGUACAUGCCUAUACAUACUUGCCUCUCAAGUUAUGAUGCGUCAGCAAACAAUCCAAGAUGCGAAAGUAAUGAAUGAUACUCCCGCCCCCCCCCCUUUUGUCAGAACGCUUCUCGCUGUCCAAGGAUGAGUCCACGCUGACAAUAUACAAUGUGCAACAAGAGGAUCAGGGCCAGUUCAAGUGCGAGGCGGAGAACAUUCCCGGCGACUGGGAUAUAUCUUACUUCUUGGAGGUUACGUGUAAGUUAUGCGUUUUACAAAUGCAUAUAUAUAUAACUCGUCGUGAGUGAGACAGCUGGUGCUUCAUGCCAUCUUUAGACCAGUCCUACUUCAGUUAACAAAUGCAAUUGAAAACACAAAUAAACUCACCUACUACUACUACAACAACUACUACACGUGUGAUGGAUGGAUGUAUGAAGUCUAACUGAUGAGUCACCCGCAUUUUCGCACCCGAAUUCAUUAAUGUAUCGAAACCUAUCAGGUCAUAUCGGGCAGGUAGGCAUUCAUUAAUGGAAGAAUAUGGCAGUAAUGAGCUGUUAGGCUUUCGUUCGUAAGCGAGCUCCGAAUCUUGGAUUAUCCGUAUUUUUGGCAAGGAGUAAUAAGUGCUCGAGAGUUCUUCGCUGACGCCUAAGCAAGGAGACGCUGCGAGUGAACCCCUAAGAAGACGCCUUGACCAAGCUGUCUUGCGAACCUUCCCAGCAGCAAGGGUUUGCACAUCAUUCCCUACUAACCCUAGUUGACGCGAAGAAGGCAAAGAUAGGCUGCCACCUCAGACCACCUCAAUGUGCAUCUACUCAUCCACUUGCUCUUGUGGAGCAGGUCAAAUUGGUCGUGCAAGUCAGCGCCUUUCCACCAGAAUACGAGAGCACCUUCCUGCAUGACUAGCAAAAGGUGAAACUAGGAGAAUAGACAGCGCCAUCCUUGCGCAUGCAGUAGACUCAGGGCAUCAUGUGGACCCCGCUGAAGCAUUUCGUGUAAUUUCUAAGGCCCCCUCGAGCUAUCCUAAGCUACUGGGCCAACGCCUGUUAGCAACAGCAGAAGCAGCCGCCAUCCGGUCACGAAAACCGACCCUAUGCGCCCAGAAGAACCUUGUUCAGGCUCCGCGCUUACUGCUGUCAAAGGCUGACUAAUCACAUACAACUUUCUGCGCCCUUCCGCUCUUGCCUGGCCUGUAUUUAAAAAAACUCACUUUUAUUGAUUUUUUCACUCACUGUACCCAGUUUCCAUAUAACUAUACCAGCCUGAAGAGAAGUUAUCGAAAGCAACGUUGGCUCGCCAAUUUAUCUUCCCAUAAUAGUCAGGUUUGCAUGUCCAAUCGACGCGGGAGCGUAACUGGUCGUCUGCCUUGCUCAAGGCAGACUGUGAGAAUACUUCAAUAUCUACGCGGACCAGUCAAUGGGUCCCUUUCCAUUCCGCUGAAAAAGUGCAGGCGUUGCCUCAGAGGUUAAAACAUCGGCAUAUGUGAUAGAAAUGCGCAAAUUCGAGCUAAAGAUGACCGAACAUGAGCAAGCAUAGAAAAAAAAACGGCGAAUCAAUUUCCAAAACGCGCAACUACAGGGUGCACACAGCCGAGCAAGAAAUAACGGCCAGAAGUUCUCAAGUACAUGCGAGGCCGAGACGCGAACUGUCGCCGAAUUUAUUCAUACCUCCUUCAGACAGCCAGCGAGAGAGAGAGAGAGAGAGAGAGAGAGAGAGAGAGAGAGAGAGAGAGAGAGAGAGAAAGAAAGGCAGUCAAUCUCCGGGUCCUUUGGAAAUCAUAGAAUUCUCUGAUAGAAUUGUCUUCUCUACUACCAAUCCGAUUUUCCGUUUCAUUUUUCGUAUUGGUCCGGUGUUUGUGGCGAAGAGGUUCAUAGGUUAAAUGAUGAAUCGGCUAGGCGCUUAACUACCUUCAUUGCAGCUGUCGGACCUCGCUGAUCUGUUCGCCUAUGGCUUACAUGCCCUCAAAAGCAUGUCGAUUACCAUUCAACGGACUACAAAAAACUAGGCGCGAUUGCGUACACUUGCUGCUAAUUCGUGCAGGCUAUUCGCUUCGUCGAUGCUGAAUCCGUCGUUUUACAUUAUUUCUCCGGGAAAACUGCCAAAGUGGAUCACUAUUGGUGUGUCUGCGAGGGACAGACAAUUCGCGGGUAGACGGUGAAUUGUUGACGUAUUCGAGGGUCUAAGACUCACGUUGAUGGGCAUUACCAAGUGUUGCGUUCCUUAAGAAGAAGAGUCGAACACCGGAACACUGUGUUUAUUGUCUUGAGCUUUCAGACUUGUACAGAAGUCCAUCGUCAGAGGUAGCAGCAGCAGCAGCAGAACAAGCGACAGUUAUAGGGCAUUUAGGCCAAUCAUCGACCGACGGCGCAAGACUGGAGGUGACUACGCAGGGCUCUGUACGUCGGCGCCAAAUCGAUAAAUCGAUUGACCGAGUUCUCAUCCGAGGCCUAGGCUUCAACCAAUACUCGACCUGUUCUGUUUCCGGCGUGGGCGACUAUUUUGGUGGCUGCGACGUUAAGCUUGUUAUGUUCCUUUCAAGAAUACUUUAUCUAUUAAUUUUACUAUUUCGUUUUCUACUGGAUAUCGAUGCUGGCUCAUCCUCCUUGAAGGCGUUUGUUUCCGAAAUUGUGACGUUUUCGGUCAGAGGAGGAAAUGCGUCGCCAAUAACCUCAUUCCUUCACACUCCCAUCCCCUGUGUAGCAAUGCAUAUCCGUUCGGUAGGACAGAGUCUGAAUGCGCUCACAUUCUCGUUCUUGAGAGGUGUUGCCAUUCGGAGGUGUUCCAGAAUGACCGCAAAUUUCGGAAAGACUGGCGUCCUAGGGAUGUUGUCUUCUAUACUCGAAAGCACGGGAUCGAAGACUAUACCUUUUGGUUUACAUACAUUUUCAUUGUGAACCGCUGAAACAUUGGCCACAAAGUUUUUUUCAUGACUUAGUAUUGUCUUUUCGUAUAAUCAACAAUGUAGAAAUCUGUAGUUCUUUCUAAACUUCGGCUUGCAGGAAGCGAAGGCACAUCUACCGCACUCCUGCGGUUCUCUCCGUCCAUUGCGUGUUUUGCUGGGUUGUGGGUUUUCCAGACUGUCUGAUAUUUCUUGGAUUGGUUAUUACCCGCGAAUGAGUUUGUCACAUUUAUCAAGGAGCACUCCCCAUUUCCAACCUUGUCGGUCUGAUUAUGGGUAUACAAAUAAGUUACCAUAAUGUAAUAAGUAGUUCUUUUAUUUUCAAGCUUCACCAAGUAUCCUUCUGGGCUCCUCUUCACGAGCAAAGGAACAAGUCAGGCAGGGUGAAGACAUACGUCUCCGAUGCAUUGCUACCGGUUCUCCCGAGCCCACUUAUCAGUGGCUGAAAGACGACACGCCUGUCGCCUCCAGCGUGAAGCCCGUUGUCACGACGCACGAGGUCGACAAGCAUACUGUUGAGAUAACAACGAUCAGCUCCAAGUACAUCCUCCUGGAUCAGGGUCGAGAGCUCGUGGUGUCCAAAGUGACUGCACAGGAUGCCGGUACCUACACCUGCGUGGCUAUCAACCCUGUUGGUCGCGAUCGACACAUCAUGAACCUGUCAGUACUCGGUACGUCCUAAGCUGACUAUUUGAAAUCCUGUCUGAACGCCAACGUGCCAGUCCAGUUAAUAUUGCCUCAUGAUAUAAUCUCCCCUAGCGAGUCCAAUCUUCCAUGAUGGGCUGGAUCACGAGACUCCCGAACUUGUUAAACACAAGCCGGCCUUCCUCUGGUGCAAUGCAACGGGUCAUCCUCCACCGAGGUUCAAAUGGUCAGGGGUACGUACUCACGCCCUAUCUCUCCAUAUCUCCUUCUCGUCAUAUUUAUUUCGUCGUACACGAUGGUGACCGCCGAUGCCUGAUGAUCGGCGCUUGAUUCAGAUUAUGCUGAGAGGGCGGUGCAACUGCUCGUGUUGAUGAAUAUAUAUAUAUAUAUAUUUCGAAGAAGAAUGAGUCCUUUGGGAAAACGAACAAACUUUAUUUCGUAAAUUUUCGAGUCUGGUUCCCCAGCUCAUCUUCAGACGUGUAGUAAGUGUGAAGAAACAGUCAAAAUUUAAACAAUGCCGAAAAAAUCGAUAUUGCUCUCUCAUGACUGAGGAUGGGUUAAUGCUGUGGGCUGAUGUCACGUCUUGAUUGGCUAUUACCUUUUCCAUUUUUCUUUGAGACUUGUGUACAUGUUGUCAAGGUCGAUGCGUCGAUUGAUGCAGGAAUCAUCAGAGUGAAUGGCCUCUAGGAAUUCUCGGCCUUUCUUAUAGGGGCAGGAACCGACAAUGCGUGUUUUAUCCCAAGCGAAUUUGUGCCCAGUUUCAAGAGUAUGCAUGGCGACUUGGGAUAAGUGGUCCCGCCUCUUCACUGCCAAUUGGUGUUCAUGUAGGCGUGUAGAGGCGGAUUUUCCGGUUUGACCACAAUACACUGCAUUACAAGUGCCACAUGGAAUCUUAUAGACUACUUCUUUCUUAUCCAAAUAGCCAACCCUAUCCUUAGGGUUUACAAGCUGAUUGCGUAGCGUGGUAGUCGGUUUGUGAGCCACUUGUAUUUGGUGCUUCCUCAGGUGUCUUUCAACGAGUUCAGACACAUUUUUAAUGUAGGGAAGCGUUCGCCAAUGUUUUGGUUUUGGCGUCUGAUCGGAACAAUCUAGUUCCUUCUCUCUUUCUUUUGAUUCCUGCUCUUUCAUGCAUCUGCGUACAAAAUCUCUGGGGUAGCCGUUUUGGGAAAAUAGGUUGAAUAGAUAAUUGAGUUCUUCUUUGUAACCUUCGUUCUCAGAGCAAUGUGUCUUUGCUCGAUUAAGUAGGGUCUUAACUGCACUCCGUUUGUGAGCCAUAGGGUGGUUGCUCUCGUAAUGUAGGAUAACUUCCGCGUAAGUUUCUUUGCGGUAUACUGAUGUCUGGAAUGUCCCGUCAGUUCUUCGCUGUACGAGGACAUCAAGAAAUGGGAGUUUGCUGUUAGCUUCUCUUUCGAGGGUGAACGUAAUUCCCGGUAGUGUUGAGUUGAUAGCUUUAUGAAGAGUUUCUAGCUGAUCUCUCUUGACGAUGACAAAGGUGUCAUCGACGUAGCGUACCCACAAUUUCGGGUUGAAUAAUGGUAAGGCCAUAGCCUCUAAUUUUUGCAUUGUGACUUCAGCCAAAAAUCCAGAAAUAGGUGACCCCAUUGGAGCCCCUUUCAGCUGUCGAUAACAUUCAUGUGCGAACGAGAAGUUCGUUUCCAGACAUAGGUCCAAGAGUUCAAGCAAAGCAGAUGCAGGAACAUCCAUGUCGUAGGACUGUAAGAGUUCUUCUGUGCACUGCCUUGCCAAAUCGAGUGGUAUGGACGUGAAUAGAGAGAUGACAUCGAACGACACCAUUAUCUCAUCUGAUUCAAUAGUGAGUCCUCUUAUCUUGUCUAGGAAUUCAACUGAAUUCUCGAUUGAAGUCUCACAAUCCUUUGUUAAGGGAUGGAGUUUGUGGAAUAGCCAUUUAGAGAUUUUGUAAUUCGGUGCACCGAUUAGUGAUACUAUCGGUUGCAAUGGUACGUCAGGUUUGUGGACUUUCGGUAGUCCAUAGAUUUUAGCGAUUGUUGGUUCAGUUUGUCUCAGGGAUUUCGCGAUUUCUCCUGGUAGUUGUUUCUUUCCUGCAAGACGUUUCAGCACUUUAUCAAUGGAUGAAAUUUGUUCUUUGGUAGGGUCAAUGGUGAGGGGCAUAUAAGUUGACCUAUCUUCUAACAACGAUAGCAUCUUGUUAUUGUAGUCUGAUUUGUUUAAAAUUGCCGUUGAGCCUCCUUUGUCUGCAGGAAGAAUGACAAUGUUCUUGUCAGUUUUCAGGGUUUUUAUCGCCUUCAUUUCCUCGCGUGACAAAACUGAAAAGUAGCUUCGGUUCUUUAGGGCCUGUAUAGUGCUAUUCCGAAUGACGAAACGUUCAUCAUCUGUGAGAUCUUCUGACGAUAUUAUGGACUCCAGGUUUGCAAGGAAGUCUAGGUAGUUUGAAUCGGAGAGGUUGUAUUUCAUGCCCUUGGAAAGCACAUCUUCUUCGGUUAUCGUAAGGGCUCUCGAUGACAAAUUUACUACCUUAGUUGGAUGUAGUAAGCAUGUCCAGUGGGCCUAUGACGUACUGAUGAUCGGUAACGACCGUGAAACAGCUGUCUGCGUCUGGCCUGUUGCACUCUUAGCGAGCUGCUCAUGUAUUAUAUGUGGUAUGUGUCCUCUGACACAGCGUUCGUUGUCGCCAGUAGCAAGCUGGCGGGCGGACAGAAUGGGAUCGAGUGAGAUCCUAACCACAACAGUGAGGGUCAAACGCCCACUUGACAUAUAUAUAUAUAUAUAUAUAUAUAUAUAUAUAUAUAUAUAUAUACAGACUCUAAGCAUUAAGUGUACACAGUGAGUCACUGCCACCGAGCUAAUUCAUGUGUCUGCCUUGCAAUCACGUCGGGGUCACCAAUUGUCAGAUACCUUGGACCGACGAAGGGGAGAUUUUCAAAUGAAAAUUUAGGUGGCAAAGUUAUCCAGACAACCCUCGCCACAGCAAGAGAGCGUAGGUGAAGACAGCAAAACUCUGACCUCAGAAAAGGAGAGCCUGAGCAGUGGAGAUCCUAGGGCUCGUACCCCUAAACCCAACUACCGAUUAUCCACGUCGCCGACAAAACGAGUCUUUGGGGUCUGUUUGUGACCAUUCUGUCUAGACGUGUAGAUGUAAUUUCACUUGGCAUCUUUUCAGAAAAUAUUAGAUAAAAGUGUGAGAUAGGCAGCAGCGGCUCCAGCCCCCCUUUUCACGCCCUAUCUCUCCAUAUCUCCUUCUCGUCAUAUUUAUUUCGUCGUACACGAUGGUGACCGCCGAUGCCUGAUUGUCUGCGCUUAAUCAGAUUAUGCUGAGGGGGCGUUCAAAGCAGCAUCCUCCCGCUGUCUUCCCAAGUUGGUGAGGAAAUUUUGAAAGGAAUAAAGAAUAAACUGAUAUCUAAGUCAGGAAUUGGAGAAGAAACUGGUCUUGCACUGUCAAAGCCAUGUCUUAUUUUUCAUCAUUGUGCAUUCCACAUAUGUUUAACCCAUCCGAGAAGCGGAUUAGGCAAACAAAACUACUGGGGGUGAAUGGGACACGGCUCAAGUGUAUGCAUAUUUUGCAAACCAAUUAUACGGAAAAGAGGUAAGUUACUGCGGGCGUGGACUAGCGCAAAAUGAGUUUAAUCAUCGCUAAACCUGUGUAGCUGCGCGUGUUGAUGAAUAUAUAUAUAUAUAUAUAUAUAUAUAUAUAUAUAUAUAUAUAUAUGUAUAUAGACUCUAAGCACUGAGUGCACACAGUGAGUCACUGCCACCGAGCUAAUUCAUGUGUUUGCCUUGCGAUCACAUCGGGGUCACCACAUGCUAGAUACCUUGGACCGACAAAGGAGAGAUUUUCAAAUGAAAAAUGAGUAAGUUGACGAAAGCUAAGGGGAGCGCCCGCAGACCUUGGUUUGAAUAUAAGAAAGUAUUUCUCCCUUGGCUCUCAAGGAUAUGGUGGCGGACCAAUUGAACGACAGGGUUCGCAUCAUUGCCUCCGGCCAAGGUCUCUACUUCCCGAACGUCACACAGGAUCUCGUUUCCCGGUACAUCUGCAAUGCCAUCAACGAAGCUGGUGAAGCCAGACGUAUCUUCGAUCCAACUCUGAUCUGUAAGUUCACAACGGCAUGAUAACUUUUAGAAGAGCGACCAGGUGCCUCGUGAUUUUCCUAACUAAGUCAUGUCCAGCGUCAUCUUUUCACUCUGUGAGGUUUCUAGCAGAUAUUUAAGCGCACACGGUCGACUGAUUGUGUUUGCUGAAAACAAGUUUCCGCGGAGGUCGUACUGGAACUCCCCUUAGUGGCAUCAUUGGUAGAACUGUGCUUAAAGAAUCAAUAGUCGAAAUAUCCACAGUAGUUAUGGCAUUAGGGUAAGGCGAUUCCAUACUAACAGCACAGGUAGUUGUCAAAAGCCCAUACACACAUAUUUCGCCGAUAUUCUGCCGCUUCAUAACACAGCUGCGGCUCGUCAGUGGGUCCCCAGCAUUCCCUUUCUGCUUUCUGAUCUACUCCAAGUUCGCAGUUAAUUUCUAAUGAAAUUAAAAAGCAGCAAUUUCUAAAUUGGAGUAUCUACUAGAAAGCAGACGGGGAAUGCUGGGGGAUCCACUGACGAGCCAAACCCCCCGCAGCUGUGUCAUGAAGCGGCAGAAUAUCGACGAAACACGCGUGUAUGGGCUUUUGGCCACUACUAGCUGUCUGUCUGCAGUUAAUGCCCAUUACGCGAUUAUCCAGUAUGGUUGAUUGAUUCGGCCCAAAUAUUCAUACAUAAAAAACUUUGGUGUGAGCUUAUGCAACUUAGAUAUACUGAUCCACCUCAAGUUCGCGGUUGAUUUCUAAGGAAAUUUAAAGAAACCAACAAUUAUAGCAUUACACGUUGUGGCAUUUAUAAGGUUAAAGUUAGACGACAAGCAUUAAUUAAAUUAUACUACCGCUAAAAUUACUGAGCAUGGCGUUGACAGAGGCCGUAGCUUUUGUAGUAGCGAUAUUACUAGAAGCUAAUGUUAUGUUUAUUUCAAUACUGUGCAAAUAGAAACCACUGAUGCAAUUUAGCCAGUGCUUUUUUUAUCUGACGGUUUAAAUUCCUUUUUUUAAAGAUCCGCCAGUUUUGGUCGAACCGGAAGGAGAAAAUCCCAGACCGAUCAUCAGAGGUGGCGACACGAGACUCUCUUGUGAGUGGGACGCUCAUCCGGAGGCGACGGUUGAGUGGUUCAAGGGCGGAGAACCGAUAGAUUAUAUGGAACAUCCGCGCGUGAACAUUUCGAUACGGAACACAGUGGUGAGUGGGAACUUGCUUAUACGGAGAAAUUGUAAAAGUCCGUCCUUGUGA
This is a messenger RNA of Spirometra erinaceieuropaei, 37383 nucleotides long. The record is from the annotation of a GenBank genome assembly. NCBI's taxonomy places the organism in Eukaryota, Metazoa, Platyhelminthes, Cestoda, Diphyllobothriidea, Diphyllobothriidae.